Molecule: messenger RNA, 2574 nt
Organism: Neopsephotus bourkii (Bourke's parrot)
Lineage: Eukaryota; Metazoa; Chordata; Aves; Psittaciformes; Psittacidae
Gene: SGTA
Product: small glutamine rich tetratricopeptide repeat co-chaperone alpha
Exons: 11
Coding region: 35-973 (312 amino acids)
Biological process (GO): post-translational protein targeting to endoplasmic reticulum membrane
Cellular component (GO): membrane; TRC complex
Molecular function (GO): molecular adaptor activity; protein binding
Source: RefSeq, a predicted model, not a curated record
UUAAAGCUCCAAGAAGUUGGAGUGAGCUGCAGGAAUGGCAGACCAGAAGCGCCUUGCCUACUCCAUCAUCCAGUUCCUACAUGACCAGCUACAGAAUGGGGGGCUGUCUCCAGAUGCUCAGGAGAGUUUGGAAGUUGCCAUCCAGUGCCUGGAGACAGCAUUUGGGGUCUCGAUGGAAGACCAAGGCCUAGCUGUGUCUCAGACUCUUCCUGAAAUAUUCGAAGCUGCUGCAGGAAAGGAGCCUGAACACAUCAGAACAAACUCGGAGCCCAUCACCCCCUCUGAAGAUGACAUAGCUGAGGCUGAAAGACUCAAGACUGAAGGAAAUGAACAAAUGAAAGCAGAAAACUUUGAAGCUGCAGUGUCUUUCUAUGGAAAAGCAAUUGAAUUAAAUCCAUCCAAUGCUGUGUAUUUCUGCAACAGAGCUGCUGCAUACAGUAAACUAGGAAACUAUGCUGGAGCAGUGAGAGACUGUGAAAGAGCUAUAGGCAUCGAUCCAAACUACAGCAAAGCUUAUGGCAGAAUGGGCUUGGCCCUCUCCAGCUUAAACAAACACACAGAAGCUGUAGUUUACUACAAAAAAGCCCUGGAGCUGGAUCCAGACAAUGACACCUACAAAUCCAACCUUAAAAUAGCUGAACAGAAAAUGAAGGAGACUCCAAGUCCAACUGGAGGUCCAGGAGGAUUCGAUUUAGCUGGCUUGCUGAACAACCCUGGCUUCAUGAGUAUGGCAUCUAACCUAAUGAACAAUCCACAAGUACAACAGCUCAUGUCCGGGAUGAUUUCUGGUGGCCACAAUCCCAUGGGAGCAGCAGGUACCAGCCCAUCCACAAAUGAUCUUGCCAGCCUCAUACAAGCGGGACAGCAGUUUGCUCAGCAGAUGCAGCAGCAGAAUCCUGAACUAAUAGAGCAGCUACGAAGCCAGAUCAGGAGUCGAACUCCAAGUGCCAGUAACGAAGAUCAGCAGGAAUGAGCCCUCCAGAGACUGGGUUAUCUGCAUCAGUAUUGCUAGUACUGUGCCUCAUGCAAGGCUCAGCCCAGAGGAGCGGUGAAUAAGAACUUCCCUCACACAUUGUGUGGCUGACAAAGAGAGUUUCAGUAUAUAGUGCUCACAGUGGUUAAAGGGACACUUUAUUUGCUCAAAGAUUGAAUUUGCCAAUGUCUUGUCUUCCUGUCUCUGCAGCGCAGUCCGUGGGAACUAUGUUCUUUGCUUUAAAAACUGGAAGCCAUGUGUGUGUUGCCAUUUCUUGAGUUGGAAGUGUCCAAGAGGGGGAAAAAUAAUAAUGGAAAACCAAAAUACUUUCUAUGACCUGCAUGUUAAAGACAGAUUCAUGCUUUCUUUCCCUAGUCUUCAUCCCUGCUCCUCUCCCUCAGCCUUUCCAUUAGUCUCUUUGUUUUCUUCUGGAAGAUCCAGCAAGCUGACCACAAACCAGCAGCAGCAGCAGUCUUUUCUAAAGACACUCAGAACAAUUAACUACACUGUUGUUUCUGUUAUUUGCUACAUGGGAAUUUUUUAACCCAUUUUUGAAGAUUGAUGCACUCUUCACUACAGGACGUCUUCACUUUCCUGCCCAUGUGCCACUUCAAAGAAGUGUUCAAGUCCUACCUAAGCCCACUUUAAUCCUCCUGCCAGUUAUGAGAUGGUGGUGUUUGAACACUGGAGAUUGCAGGAUCCACAGGGUUUCUGUUGAUUAGAUUGACUGCAUUUCUCAUUCAGGUCUGUAGCAACAUGGCCAUGGUGUUAAUGCAUGGGAGUUUGGUGCUCACCUCUCAAAGGAUGGUGUAAAUGUGGGGGAUUCGUGACUGGCCAGGAAGAACCUGCCUACAUACAACAGCGUUUCCUGGUGCACUGCUUGGGGUUCUUCCCCAAGUCCUGACAAAAAUUGUCUAGUGUUUAGUAAUUAUGGCUCUGUUGUUGGAAUGAUCCAAUCUGUGAACUAGUCAGGUGGACAGUAAGGAUGUUUUUGGUGUUUAAAGGGGUUUUCUUCCUGCUUUUUUUAUCUUAUAUGCAUGUAAGUAAUCAACCUGUUUGACCGUGCUAAUGGUAGGAGUAGCGGGUGCCUGAGUAGAAAACAGAUGCAGUAACAAUGCUGCUUGGAUUCUAGGUGAUGAAGUGGCUGCAGGUUUGGUGUUGGGGAUUGGCAGUCACACCUCAGCGUGUGGGAAAAGGGAAAAGCUCUUGUAGCCACCUCAAGCCACUCCGUGCAGCCUUCCACCCCUCUAGUUACCUGUGUCACUCCUUGGGCUGAUGGAAGGCUCUGGCCCCAUCCCCUGAAGGUCACCAGUUGAGGCCAGAGGCUUACAUCGACCACAGAAUGGGUUUUAAAGUAGUUAUUUGCCUGUGGUGGGGUAGGUGUGUUCACAGCCUGGCUGCUGGGCAAAAGGCACCCCCUCUGAAGGUGGGUAGGUGUGAGAUGGAAAACACCUUUUCAGGAUGCCUGGUGCUGUGAGUGAGCAGGUAUAUUUACAGAUUAGUAUCAAGGGAAAAAACCAAAACAAAAACCGACCUGUAAAUGCUCCAUAAAGUAAUAUGUGGUCAAUGUAACUUGUGAAGAAUAAACUAUUUGGACACUU